GGGAUUGUUUCACUGUUGCAACUUAGUGGUGCGACGAUUAAAUAAGCACUGAAAACAAAGGAAGCAACCAGAAAGAAAGUGAGGAUCGCACAGGUUCAUAGAUCAUUGAGUAAAUAUAUUUCUGAAUAAAACAAUUAGAAUGGAGGAGGCUGAUUUAUUCUACCGUCAGCUGCCAAAAGUGAUGAACGUGGUACCUUCAGGCGUUUGGAAAUUGCUCCCAAGGAUGGACCAGACUUGUGCAGGUCUACAAUUUUUUUCUGAGGUCUUGGCUGAUUUCUUUUGAUUUUCCCAUGAUGUCAAGCAAAGAGGCACUGAGUUUGAUGGUAGGCCUUGAAAUACAUCCACAGGAGCUUCAUGCCCAUCUCAAUGGCUCUGUCAGCUUUUCAACCAUCGAGAAACUCAUGGCUCGAAAACCACAUCUCAACAUCGAACACGGCAUGACUGCUAUUCGCAGUGGUCAGCGGAGGACACUGGAUGAGUGUUUCCAGGUCUUCAAAGUCAUCCAUCAGUUGGUAGAUACAGAGGAGGACAUUCUUAUGGUUGCCAAAGAUGUCAUCGGGGAGUUUGCAGCUGAUGGAGUAAAAUAUCUAGAACUGAGAAGUACCCCACGAAAGGAGAAGACCACGGGAAUGACAAAGAGAAGGUAUGUGGAAACAGUCAUCGAGGCCAUCCGUCAAUGUAAAAAUGAGGGAGUUGACAUUGAAGUCAGGUUCCUGGUAGCUGUUGACCGUAGGAAUGGGGCUGAGGUUGCUAUGGAGACCGUUAAACUGGCAGAGGACUUCAUGCUGUCUACCGGUGGUCUGGUGGUGGGGCUGGACCUCAGUGGAGAUCCUACGGUGGGCCAUGGCAGAGAUCUCCUUCCCGCCUUGCAAAAAGCCAAGAACUGUGGACUAAAACUCUCUCUACACCUGUCAGAGGUGCCAUCUCAGGCAGACGAAUCAGAGCUGCUGCUAAACAUUCCACCUGACAGGAUUGGUCAUGGGACUUUCUUACACCCUGAAGUGGGCGGGUCACAAAGCCUGGUUGAUAAAGUGCGGAAGCAUAACACACCUCUGGAACUAUGCCUAACCUCUAAUGUCAAAGGUCAGACAGUGUCAUCCUAUUCUCAACAUCACUUCCUGUACUGGUACCAAAUGGGACACCCUAGUGUGAUCUGUACAGACGACAAGGGGGUGUUCUGCACAGACCUGUCUCAGGAGUACCAGUUGGCCGCCUCUACCUUCAACCUCAGUCAGGAGGACAUGUGGACUCUGUCCCAGAAGGCGAUAGACUGCACCUUCGCCCCAGACCUACAGCAGCAGCUACACCAGAAGUGGCUGGAGCUACGGCCAACGCUGUUCCAGUUAUGACAGACAGAACGCACUGCUUGACAUCUAUGGGAUCAGAAUCACCAAUCUUGACCAUUUGAGUAGUAAUGAGAUGUAGAUUAGUGAUUCCGGCAGAGCCUUUUUUUUUU
Molecule: messenger RNA, 1456 nt
Organism: Oncorhynchus nerka (sockeye salmon)
Lineage: Eukaryota; Metazoa; Chordata; Actinopteri; Salmoniformes; Salmonidae
Gene: mapda
Product: adenosine deaminase-like
Exons: 11
Coding region: 291-1349 (352 amino acids)
Biological process (GO): adenosine catabolic process; inosine biosynthetic process
Molecular function (GO): adenosine deaminase activity
Source: RefSeq, a predicted model, not a curated record